Orbicella faveolata is the source of this 2020-nucleotide messenger RNA. Its product is annotated as substance-K receptor-like. The record is from RefSeq and is a predicted model, not a curated record. Lineage: Eukaryota; Metazoa; Cnidaria; Anthozoa; Scleractinia; Merulinidae. Gene Ontology annotation, molecular function: G protein-coupled receptor activity. Gene Ontology annotation, biological process: G protein-coupled receptor signaling pathway. Gene Ontology annotation, cellular component: plasma membrane.
GCGGAUCACAUCCGCAAGAAGACAAGAAGCCUGGCUUCCUUACACAGAUCAAGCAAUUUCUCAGUGCUCGGAUAACUUUUAUAAAAAACCUUGUUUUACCGCUUUUGAUUAUGGUGACUAGAGGGUAACACUUCUCUUAUGUCUGAUCCGUAAGCACCACAAAACAAAGCUGCACGUACUACGUAUUAAGUGUAACUUAAACUGUGAUUUUUAUGAUUAUAACGCUAGAUACAAGAAAAACUUAAGGAAUCAAGCUGCAGCCAACAGAAAAUAGGGUUUUUGGACAACUAUUAAUUUUGCUGCUAACGACUGUACAAGAAGAAAAGCAUCAUCUUUAAUGGUCUCUUUAAAACCUCUCUGUGAUUGAUUCAUCAUUCUUUUCAGUAAGUCUUUUAUUUUUUUAACGUUUAAUAGUUUGUUAGUACAUAGCUUCUAGUUUCGUCCUGAGUAUUAAGUCUUAUAAGAACCCUUCUGUAAACUAAUUUUAGUGAAGUCGGCUUCAUCAAUUGAGAUCUAUGUGUUCUCUGUGCCUGUAUACCAAGUUAUAAUGCAAGCGGAAAGUUUGAAGGACGCGAAUGAAGCAUAAGAUCUGCUCGAAGUGCCGCCGACAGCUGACUCUACAUGUAACUUCUUGAGUGAUCUCCAAACUUCCCAAAAUUCUCCAAACUUUGCAUGUUUAUCUCAAACAAACUACUGAUCUAAAUUUCUCGCAAAUUGUUGAUUAACAGAUCCUCAGUACAUCCCUGACAAAAUACAGCUACCAACAAAAGUGAUUUUCACCAGCGCCAUGUUGUUCACCUUCCUAGUGUCUGUGAUGGGUAACUCUCUUGUCAUCUACGUCAUAACCAAACAUCGCUCCAUGAGAACAUCAACGAAUUGUCUCAUCAUGAACUUGGCAAUUUGUGAUAUUCUGACCACCUUGAUAUUGACCCGUUCUCUUGUUAUACAGCUCUUCGCCGGCGAUAAGUGGUUUGGGGGAACGAUUGGAAGAAUUACUUGUAAAGUACUCGCAGCGUUCGGGAUUUCUGUGCUGCUUUUCUGCUCGGUUUUUAACUUCGUUGCCAUCGCCAUUGAUCGAUUUCUCGCUGUCUCUCAACCACUUACUUACAAGUUGUCAUCGAAAUGGGUGGUUAAAAUAGCUAUUCCAGCCACAUGGCUGGCUUCUGCUCUCUUAGCUAUCGAACCGGUAAUGUCUACACAAAUUGAAUACUAUGGUGGAGACGGAACGCCGAAAAGCAUAAAGUCUGAAGUGAGCUCUCAGGAACAUCAUUUAAUCUCUGCGACUUGUUUAGUUGUGUCGUUUGUCGUUUUGAUUGAUCUAUAUUCCAUAAUUGCUUAUCGUCUUUGGAGAAGAAACAUUCCUGGGGAAGUUUCGAACAGUCAGCACGCACUUGCCAUUCGUACAGCACGGAAUGUCACUGUUUUAAUGAUACCAGUUGUACUGAUAACUUCUGUUAUUUUAUGGUCACCAGCUUCUGUUAUUAUGAUCUUACUGAUUAAUGGUAAUCCCAUUUAUAAUACCGCCGUCGAAAACCCCUUUUUGUAUGCCUUCGGCUACUGGUUGUUUUCAAACAACAGUGCUUGUAAUCCGUGUUUGUAUUUUAUAUUUAUUGAGAGCUUUCGUCAAAGUCUAAAAAUCGUUUGUUCACAAUACUGCGCCCCUGAAUUAAGGCUGUGUCCCAUUGGACACGCACGUGAAAGACGGUUUGAAACUGAAGAAAGAACUACUGAGUUAACUUCGUACCGGACUGUGAGCCACAAAGGCGCACCGCCAUGAUUUGACUACAAACGUAAAAAUGCUAUCUACUAACCAGACGCACUUAUCUGCCAAAUGGACUCAGGUGUGGCGUCUAUACAUGAAAUAAAUCCUAACAGACAGUCCUGAUAAACCAGAUCAGACACUGAUACACGUAAGGGGACUUAUGAUGCAAGACGAGGAGGAAUGAAGAAAGACGGGUUUGUAGAAUCAUUCCCAAACUGGCCACACUGUCUCUGCUUCAGUAAGGAAAGCUAGUGCGAU